AGACGGAGGAAGGACACAUCCUCACAGCAGACAAAAGAGUUUUGUAUUUGUUUACUUUCUCUCGCACGGGGGCCGCGGACCAGCCGGAUUAUCAGACCGAUCCCGCCUCCACCAGAACCACUGGGAUCUAUCUCACUGUGCCGCUUCUGGGUUCUUUUCCUCGUGGACGUGAAUGUUUUGCUCGGGUCGGACCUGUGGAUCUUAUUCGGACUCGAACUGAUAUUAUCGUUGUGACACGGUCCUACCAGCUUGACAGCGGUUAUGCUCCGUCACUGACAUGUACCCUCCGACCAGACCACCGAACCGGUCCGAUGGCCCGACCGCAGUAACGGCCACAGAGGAGAGCGGAGGAGAUCCACCACGAGUCGGUGCCACCGGAGCGUCCGCGCAAACCUCCCGUUCGAACAACCGCAGCAGCAGCGGCAUCAGCGACACCGGCUCCAGCGGAGGAGGAGGGGAGCCGCUCUCGCCGGCUCGGUGCAGAGGCCGUUCAUCCGUGGACAGCCUCGGCGUGUUUCAGAAGAGGUCUAUAUUCACCUUCCCUCGCCGCCACUCCAGUGGAUAUUUCUCCUUCGACGGCGACUCGCUGCCGAGCUCCCCGCUCUCCCCGCGGCCGGUGACGGCUGACAGAGCCACGCAGACCCCGAGCCCCAGCGGCCAGGCGAUGAACCACGCCUUGCAGCGCAUGGCUGAGGCGCACGGAGGAGGACGGGUGUUGGGGCGGCGUUCUGGAAGCUCUCGCCGCCCCUCUAGCAUGCGAGACGCAGCAGAGGAGAUGCCGGAGGAGGCAGUCGGACAGGAGCUCCGACGAAUCGGAGAUGAUUAUAACAGAUUCCUGCUGCUAAGGGGGGGGGCAGGCGGACUCGGACAUGUGGUCAUCCAUCCGAACCAGCUGCCGCAGGUCCAGCAGGAGCCCACUCUGCUGCUGUGCAUGGGCCUCCUGCUCCUCGUGAUCGGACGGCUCAUCUACAUGCGAGGCAGCACGAACCUCCAGGACCACGCUCAGGUUUAGCCUCUGGAAAACACCCAGCAGACGUAACCUUUUUAGGAAUAUAUUUGUGUUUUUGGAUAUAUCGCAUCUUAAAUCUUCCUUGCGUUGGGGGUGACCAGAUUUUUUUUUUUACUCUCUGUGCUUUUCUGUUCCAACUGAUGGGGGGGACUUUGAAUUUUGAUGCAGAUCACGUUUGAACACCUUUGUGGAACUCUGUAAUACGCCUGUGUUUUUCCUUCACGGCCUCUGAGGCCUCGCGAUGCAACCAAAGAGCCUGGAAUUUGCACUCCUCUCCUCCUGUCAUCUAAAUAUGCCUCUCUGCAAAACGACGCCUGCGGACAUUCCACUGUGCCUUGUACAGUUUCCUUUAUUCUUUUUAUGUAGAUUACUGUAAGCUCUUCUUCUGUUUGUAUAGAGACUGUGUUCACAGGGAGAUCAACUCUGAAGACCCGGGGUUGUUAAAGUGCAUGGGUCCUGAUAACUGAAUAUUACCUUGGAAAAUGUUUAGGCAGGGAAAACCUCUUGUCACAUAAGUACCCAGGAUGCAACAGACCUGUUACCUGCACACUGCACGAAAAGAUAAAUAUUGCGCCUGAAAACUCCCAUAAUUCCCGGCAGUUAGUGCCUGUUUACAGGAUGCAAAUUCUGCGUUCGCCCGAAACAUACCCCCCCGGCAGAGCAGUUGGGGGGCUAUGGGAGUGAGAACUUAUCUACCUUCCCCUUUGGAUGAAACCACAGACCUGUGAAAUGGAAAAGUCACUUGUGAUUGGCUGGUAGAUAUGUUGCUAUUGGUCACUAUGGGUCAUUAUAAUACACACGUGGGUGACCCCUCCCACACAAUAUGAAUAUUAAUAAUAAUAAUAAAUAUACUAAUCAUUUGUAUAUUAAUAUAUACAUUAUAUAUAUACAUUAUGAAUUGAUAUAUAAUAUGAAUUCUUAGUAAGUCUUUACCAAAAGCACUGCAGUUACUGGAGACUGUAGAUUCAUUAUGAGGGUCAGUGUUUUGGUGUCAGCAGAAAGACUUCUCUUAGAAAACUGGAGCUGCUCUCUCUAUUCCAACAUGUGAUCUUGGACGAGCUCGACGGGAUAAUGUUGAAAUAAAUAACACUGUUUCAAAAAACAUGUCAUAGCAUUGACCUUUGCUCAUGGUAUCCAAUGGAAUCCAUUAUAGCAGACUUACUUACAUAAGGGAAAUCUAUAUAAGCUACAAUUUCAAAUUUUCUAUUUUAUUUUAAGCCUGGUGUGCCAGACAACUGCCAGGAACUGACGGGAAGUGACGCAGGGUUCCAGUUUCUGGUCGUUUUGCAAACCUGCCAAACCCCGUGUCACUUCCCAUCAGUUCCCGUCAGUUCCUGUCAGUCGUCUGUGCUUCCUGCAGAUUCCUGUGAACAGCCGUUAACCUGAAAUUCCACCGAAAUUUGCAGCGACACUAGCUGAAACACAUUCCUCUUUUCGUGCAGUGCUGUGUGGGAACCGACUGGGCCGACGCUUUUGUAUCCAUCAUCUCAAUCCAACAUCUCAAUCACAGUGUCUUUUUAGUUGUUUAGCUACCAUUAAAUAUUGUGUUAUGCUCGCACUGUCAACUGUUCAUCAGUGUUUUCAGCCCCAGGAAAUGUGUUCUUUUUUUCUAGCAAAAAAACGAUAUUUGGGACAUUAAAUAACGAAAUAAGGGAAAACAAACAAACCCUGGACUGAUCAGUACAUGUUAAUAUUGUCCAUCUUUCCCCAGAAAUGAAAUGUUUGAAUGCUACUGUAAAUAUUUUACCUAAACUAAGUUUGUAUUCCUUCAAAGGUACAUGAAUUGAGAAAGCAGAUUUGCCUGAAAUUAGUUUUCUGAACAUGCACAGUUGGAAAAUUGAUACAUGAAUAGUUUUAUUAAUGUUUUUUCAUGAACACGACUUAUUCACCAGCAUUUCGUGCACAACAGACAUCACGAGCAGUUACUCUGUAAAUACCAACCGUAGAGUAUCUGAUACCAGUCUUCCUCUGCACAGACGAGCCCCUGUUUCUGAAACCACUAGAGCCAUUUGGCACAUUACCAGCCCCCCCCCCCCCCCCCCUCACUGAAGUCUAAAAGACUGAGAAGAUUUCUGAGAAUUUCCAAACCACUUUCAUCACCAGAUCCAUUGUGUGUGUUGAUUUGUACAAAGUCCCAAACAAACAUUCAGGGGCUUCACUUUCUUUGCUCUGGUUGUGUUUGGCGUCUAAACAAAGAUUUGGCACCUUGAUAAUCCAAAGCAAGAAAAGAUUACUUCACUCAUUAAUACAGUGAUGCUAUUUUAAACCGUUUAAAUCCUUUUAAAGUGUUUAAUUGUGUCAUGACUCAAGGUCACGUUUACUCAUGUCCCGCCCCUCUGCGUUUACAAACCUUCAUUUGACAUCAUUUCAACAUCUUCCACAUUAAGUGACCGAACCAGUCCUGUUCCCGUUACCAGUCUCAGUCUCUGGAUUUGUCAUUAGUGGCUGCACUGAGUGUAGCAGGCGUGUACUGGUUUGUUGACAAGGUCAUGUUAUCCGUUUAUUAGCACAGUGAGUCAGAAGCAGGCCAAGUCUCCUCACGCCUGCCAGGUCAUUAAACACUCACAAGAGAGAUUUCUGGACAGAAACCAAACACUGGAUAACAGGGUCACAGAGGGUUUUGUUACUGCCUGGUUAUCUAACAGUAACAACAAACACUGAUAGUACUUUUUCUUUUCUUUGUAUAUAUGAAAAGAUAUCAGUCAUGGGGAUUUUAUUAAUAAGGUCUUGGUUUCUGAUUACUAAAAUGGUUAUUAGGAGUUACAGCUGAUUCAAUCAACAGAUUGUGAAAGUCUGAAAACUGUUAAAGGCCAAAAUCCAAAAUAUGAAAUGCCGUUUAAGAUGUGUCAUUGACCUGAACAAGACUUAUGCAAGAGAGAUUUGACCUAAGCACCUUAUGUCAUCAAGAGAUCCUACGUGUGUCGUAUGUUUUGUCUUUUUCACGUAAGUGAGGAAGCCGACUCGUAAAAUUACACAAUUGAGAUAAAGUGUUAAUCUUUAAUGUGAUCUCCUCUGGCCCCGAGAACAAACAUAUUUUAAAGAAUCAUUUAUCCUGCGUUCAUGUACGUUAAGAGAUCCGUCACUUUCAACUUGCUUAUGGCCACUAGAGGGCACUGCAGAAUGGAACGUUCCUGCAACAACAAAUUUGUCGAUGGUCACAUGACUAAUGUGGUUUCUUACCAACUUGUAAGGUUCUGGCAACGUCGACAUUUCUCACUCACGGGAUCCUCUUGCAUGAGCUAUUGGCUACACUGCCCCCCCCCCCCCCCCCCCCCAUGAUUCCCACAGGUACUGCUCUGUUUUGCCUUAAAGGUCCAGUGAUGAGAGAGACCACAGAGAUUUAUAUAAAACUACCAGGUUUUUUAUUUUUUGGGCUGUUGUUGAUGGUACCAGUGAAAUAUUCUGUUGUUUUGAUCUGUAUCAGUUAAUCACAAAAUCACAUCAGGUGCAGUUUGACUGGAAUAAAAAUGGAAAUGCAAUUUGUUUUAUGUUUGGUGAGAUCAACUGUCACUGAAACGUCCUUUAAGGCAAUUUGACCGAGAUCUGAAUAAGGAGAUUUUCAGGAAUCCUACUUGAUGCAUUUAAAAGCUUUACUCCUCAGUCGGACUUAAUCCGAUUCAAAUGAAAGUGUCGGUUGUUAUUUGUGUUACGUGUGUUGAAUUAAUGGGAGGUCCUCCAGACCGGCAGCAAAUCAGAGCAGCAGCCGACGUUUGUUGUAAAACAUUCCAUAACCAAAGUCCAUGAGUCAUCUUGGAUGUUUGCACAGUUCUGUCAACUCCAAUUCCUAACCGAUUAAGUGUGAUCUGACUUUCAUAGUUCCUUAAACUCUCAAUACAUCAGCCAAGAUCUGCAAUCACACGUUUUAAUGGUUAAAUCAGCUGCUCAGCUUCGAAGCUUCCCUUUCAAACUUCCUGCAUUGCAUCAGGUUCUCUGUCCAGCUGCGUGCAUGACGUGUCAAAGAAAAAUCCAGAAAUCCUCCACACUGAUCCACCUCUGAUGUUACUGCUCCUGGAGAAAUAGUGUUGAGGACAGAAAUCGUGACGUUUCCAUUCUUAAAAGAUGGAUUAGACGUCCAAGGGCCCCAACUGACUAUAGCGCCAAAGCCAAAGAAUCUGAUUGGCAAUAACAAAUAUCAUUUGAAAUCAUGCGAUCACAAAUGGCCUCUAAAAUCCACAAAGAGACGCUAAACGUCCACAAAGGGAUUCAAACCGAGGAUGAUGACGAGUCGAGGAAACACAAAGAGAUGAGAAUUGACCAUGAACAGCGGCUCUUUGGUCUUGAUCCUGUUAAUAUGGAGCGGUGGCAUAUUUGAUCAUAUCUGUGUCCUUGAACCUGUCAUCUCAUAAUCUGCCCAUGGCUGUCAAUUGGUUUUAGGAGUAGCUUUUAUUUAUAAUCAAUUCACUUCCCAUUCACAGAAGCUGCCCUUGCGAGUAGAGCCAGUUCUAUUGGUUGCCAACAAACGUCGAGGUAACGACAAAAAGUUAGACUGUUAAAAGGGUUAAACUUAAACUGAACUUCUUGUGUCCUUAAUCCUUCUCUUCCUGUGGCUGUGAAGCUGGGAGCGCUGACUGCUGCAUGUUCGUGAUAUUGUGCCAUGUGAAACCUAAGACCUCAUUUUUGAAGUACUGUAUUACAGCGAGAGGAGAGCGAGAGGAGAGCGAGAGGAGAGCAUGGCAGGGAGGAAACCGAAAGAUGAAUUGCCGUCUUCUGAAACUGAUAUGGAAACCUGCUGAUGUGCUGAUUCUCCGUCUGACUUUAGUAUUCGUUCGGGGACAGAAACAGUCACAGUGUGAAGCUCACGCAUUUAAAGCUGGAGCCGCUUUGAUGAGUCGUGCUGCGGAUUCCUGUUUGUUGUGAGCUGUGUAGGAUCAAUGGAACAGGAGAAUCCUUCCGAGGAGAGUGAGCUUUGGUAUUUAAUGUCUUUCACUCUGGGGCUAGUUUGAAGGACGGCCUGGUUUAUUCACGUCAUUCGCGUAAACAGAAGUUCGCAGAAGCUGGUUUUGUCCACAGAGUCUUAAAAAUUUCAGAAAGCUCACAGAGAUAAAAGUGUCAAAGAUGGUGGCUGACCUGCUUCGCUCGGAUGAACAGACCCACUCUGUAGUGUUUUGAUUUCUUAUUCUUUCUUUUUGUGUAUUUUCCGACAGACCAGGCACGGGGGAUAAUUGUUUCCUCCUUCCGGUUAAAAACAACAAUGCAUUAAGAACUGGGAAGGGAGAUCCGAUCACCCACUUGUGAAUGCCUGGUGAUGUCUGGUAUGAACCGGGGCCUGUGGUGUGUCGUGCUUCUGCAGUGCUGUACAGAAAUGCAUCUGCUAGAGCAUGUGUGUACAGAUAUAACAAACUCAAUGACUCCAAAUGACCCAGUACAAAUGUAGCAAUUUUGUAUUCUUUUUUGGGGGGGGGUUGGGGUUUCUGUACUGUUAUGUACGUUGAACAUAUUUGUAAUUAUGUUUUAAAUUUCUUUCAAAUGCUGUUAUUGCUUUAAAUAAAGCCUUUUCAUCUUUUUA
Platichthys flesus (European flounder) is the source of this 6515-nucleotide messenger RNA. It is a transcript of the gene bcl2l11, whose product is annotated as BCL2 like 11. The transcript is spliced from 4 exons. Bases 278 to 1012 code for a protein of 244 amino acids. The record is from RefSeq and is a predicted model, not a curated record. NCBI's taxonomy places the organism in Eukaryota, Metazoa, Chordata, Actinopteri, Pleuronectiformes, Pleuronectidae.